This is a messenger RNA of Pelecanus crispus (Dalmatian pelican), 1214 nucleotides long. The record is from RefSeq and is a predicted model, not a curated record. NCBI's taxonomy places the organism in Eukaryota, Metazoa, Chordata, Aves, Pelecaniformes, Pelecanidae.
UCCACAAUGCAUUACCUUUUGUAGGGUUUGGAUUUUUGGAUAACGCAAUUAUGAUUGCUGCGGGAACCCAAAUAGAGUUGUCAAUUGGAGUUGUCCUUGGAAUUUCAACUAUGGCAGCUGCAGCUUUGGGAAACCUUGUUUCAGAUUUAGCUGGACUGGGUCUUGCAGGUUAUGUAGAAGCUUUAGCUUCACGUCUAGGUCUGUCAAUCCCUGAUCUGACACCCAAACAAGCUGAUAUGUGGCAAACGCGUCUUAGUGCACACUUGGGUAAAGCUAUUGGAGUGACCAUUGGCUGCAUUUUAGGAAUGUUUCCUUUGUUGUUCUUCGGUGAUGAGGAAGAAAAACUGGAAGAAAAGAAUUAACCUUUUUACAAGACGUAUACAAAUGUAAACUACUGUACCUCAAUUAUUCAAUUAUGCUGUCAAUAUUUAGGAAUUAACAGACAGUAAAAAUGUAUAGACUUGGGAACAAAACCUUCAGCAUGUUGUUUUACGGAAACACUAAUUUAUUGUGGCUUUGUUGUGUUCAGUACUUCUUUUUAUAAGAUAUCAUCUAACUUUUUAUUUAAUUGUAAAUUUUAGAAGUGUUUUCACUUAAUGGCAACUGAUGUUUACCACUUUCCCCUCUGACCUUAUUCUUUAAUGGAUUAUUACUUUAAUAAUCCACCAUGGAUGACAGUAUCACUCUUGAGUUGUGUAUUGGUUGCUUAGCAGUUGUAAUUGCAUGACAGAAAUCUCACUGCUGUUCGUCAGGUCCUUCAAUGCAGAUUAUUAAGGAGGUUCAGUGAUGAGUAAUUUAAGUCCCUCACUUUGCAAGGUGACUGGUUGCCCCCUCACCAGCCAUCAUUUUGCACUGCCUUUAGAUUAGAUAUUUGAGUCAUCUACAACAGUCUAAUUUGCAUUUUUUCACAAUUCUGACUAAGUGUCUCUGAAUUGUCUUCCAAGAUGAUCAUUUUAAUGCUUUGACAAGGUAAGUGUUUCCAGUGUAGGCUCUUUACCAAGUCAUUUUUUUAGUACACCUUCUGUACUUCCAUAUUCAUGCCAUUUUCCUUUGUAAACAAUAUUUUGAUAACUGAGUUGAGAGAUCCUUAAAUUUGUCUUGCUGAGUUUUGAGUGUGGUAUUAAAGAAUUCAGACCAACUGUUUCAAAACCAUAAACAACUUUUUUUUAUUGUACUGCUUAAAAUAAGGUGUGAACAGUUGAUUGGGUGGACAA